UCAUCCCUUCGGAAGGUCCCUAAUACUUGCGAAAUUUUUUGGCCCCAGAAAGCCUCUCGAGUUCUCAAGAUGAUGUGGAAAAUGGCAUUCAUACGUUUUUCACCACGUUUCAAGUGGAUUGUGUUUCUUUAAAACUUCUCCUUAAUGGGAGGCUUGUUCAUUUUGAAAAAUAUAUGUCAGUUGGGCUGGUUUUUAUUCGCACUUGAGUGUAUUUUUUUCGUACUCUUAACCCCUCCCCCUCCCAAAGUUAUUCAGGUUUUACGGUAGCGUGAAUUAUGAGAUCUCUUGGCUCGAUAAAUCGAUGAGAAGAUAUCAAUUAAAGGAAUGAAGAUCGAGCCUUUUGAUGUUAUGGUAUCAUUUUGUUUCAGAACUGACCCAAUGUGGUAUUCUGCUUUUUCGGAAUUUCGAAAAAAACAACAAAUGAUCCGACAUAUCACGUAUCAAAUGGUUUUCGAGGGUGGAGGGAGGCAAUCCCUAUGUUAGUCAAUGAGAAAUGCAUAUAAUAACCUUAAAAGCCUAUCUCAAAGUUGGAAGCACUUUAACGGUACUUUUCUAGAUUUGCUGGGAUGUGUGAAUAAUUUCAUUCGGUUUUGUACGCGAUAGUUUGACGGGUUAAUUGAUUUUCGCUCUCGCCUCUCGCAAAUGGUUCAAAAAUUUGAAUAAGAUGAAUGUUCUACCAUAUCGAUCGAGUUUCGCUCAAAUUAUGAUGAAAACGCGCCGCGUCGUUACUGCGUAUUCAUAUUGCUUGGCAAUCAUUUCAUUGAAAAAACAGACCAAAAAGACGAUUCGAUUCGAUCACUAGUAUUUAAACGCUUCAACUUUCGGAUAAUGGUUAAAAAACGUAAAAGUCAGUCGAUACAUUAUGGUUGUGAAAGGUGGUAAAGCAGCAAAAAAAGGUGCUCCGCCGGCCAAGAAGGCGCCGCAGGCGAAAGCCAAAGCGCCGCCCAGCAUGAAAGAUUUUCUGCUCAAAGCUAAAAAAGCGUUCGACUUCAAAUGGAAAGAAAAUCGUCGUAAUACCGCCAAGUUAUCGGAUUUCGAAAUAAUACGUACUCUGGGUACCGGGCAAUUCGGCAGAGUGUUAUUCGUGCGUCAUUUGCGAAGCAAAGUCAAACAGUUUUACGCGAUGAAGAUUCUCGAACGUCAGAAAGUCGUCUCUAUGAUGCAAACCGAGCAUGUGAUAUACGAAAAAAAAGUCCUGCAAUCGAUCGAUUUCCCGUUCUUGGUCAACUACCGGUAUCAUUUCAAAGACAACGCGGCUCUGUAUUUCGUGCUGGAGUUCAUUCCAGGCGGCGAGAUGUUCACGAAUUUGCAAAAAGUCGGCAAAUACCCUGAACCGCAGUCUCGAUUUUACGCCGCGCAAGUAGUGUUGUCGUUCGAAUACCUACAUUUUUUGGGAAUCGUGUACCGAGAUUUGAAACCGGAGAAUUUACUGAUCGAUGGUGCAGGGUACUUGAAAAUCACCGACUUCGGAUUCGCCAAAAGAAUAGACGACAAGCAAACCAUGACGAUGUGCGGUACGCCCGAAUACCUAGCUCCGGAGGUAAUCAAAAACGUCGGAUACAGUUACUCGGUAGACUGGUGGGCCUUGGGUAUUCUUAUAUACGAAAUGUGCAACGGUAAACCACCAUUCGCUUCGGAAGAACCGAUGAAAAUUUUCGAAAAGAUAAUGAACGCCAGAGUCAAGUACCCAAAUACUUUUAAUCCGAUUUUGAAAGACGUUUGUAAAAAUUUACUCAUACCGGAUUUUACGAAGAGAUUAGGGACGACCAAAGAUGGCACCAACGCCGUUAAAAUGCACGAAUGGUUCAAAUCCGUCGAUUGGAUGAAGCUGUUUGAUAGAAAGCUACCCGCGCCGUACAUACCGGAGAUUAAAAGCAUAGAAGAUACGAGUAAUUUCGAAGAGUACGACGAACAGCCGAUAUUAGAGUUACCCGAAGAGGUAUACUCGGAAGAAUUUAAAGAUUUUUAAGUAGGCUUAUUGUAGAUAAAUCGUGUUAUUUUUGUAGACACGUGCGAUUCGUUUUCAAUAUUAUCGUAAUUUGGUCGUAUCAAACGAAAUAAUACGCGAUUAAACGUUCUCAAUUUGUUGUCGAA
Messenger RNA from Planococcus citri (citrus mealybug), 2094 nucleotides. RefSeq names its product cAMP-dependent protein kinase catalytic subunit 1-like. The transcript has a single exon. The coding region runs from base 863 to 1969 and encodes 368 amino acids. The record is from RefSeq and is a predicted model, not a curated record. NCBI's taxonomy places the organism in Eukaryota, Metazoa, Arthropoda, Insecta, Hemiptera, Pseudococcidae. Gene Ontology annotation, cellular component: nucleus. Gene Ontology annotation, molecular function: protein serine/threonine kinase activity; ATP binding. Gene Ontology annotation, biological process: protein phosphorylation.